Molecule: messenger RNA, 2495 nt
Organism: Glycine soja
Lineage: Eukaryota; Viridiplantae; Streptophyta; Magnoliopsida; Fabales; Fabaceae
Product: vacuolar-sorting receptor 1-like
Exons: 12
Coding region: 327-2186 (619 amino acids)
Molecular function (GO): calcium ion binding
Source: RefSeq, a predicted model, not a curated record
UUGAUCUCCGACGGCGACGAUUCUAAUUUACAGUUGAACUUAACUGACACGUCUCCCUCAUUCAUUUCGACACCUUUAAUUAAGAUUUCGAUGCUUUUUUUCCUUUCCCAUCACUCUGAUCGCCAUAAACCUUCUUCAAACUCAGAAAGCCUCUUUUUUUAGCCUCACUUCUCAUUUUCCUCAUCUGGGUCUUCAACCUUUUCGAUCAUUCACACUUUGCAUUAAUUGUACUUUGAAUUUCAGUUUUUCCCGUUAAUUUUGAUCUUCUUCCCUUUCAGUUUUUCUCAUUAAGCGUUGGGAGGAAGAAGAAGAAGAAGAAGAAGAAGAUGAUGGGUGCAAAGCUGGGUCUUUUGUUGUGUGUUUGUGUUUUGCUGUUGGGGUGUUGUGUCGGUAGAUUUGUGGUGGAGAAGAACAGUUUGAAGGUGACUUCGCCCAAGUCGUUGAAGGGUACAUAUGAAUGUGCAAUUGGGAAUUUUGGGGUUCCCAAGUAUGGAGGAACAUUGGUUGGUUCCGUUUUGUACCCGAAGGUGAAUCAGAAAGGGUGCACGAACUUCAGUGAUGUCAAUUUUCAGUCCAAGCCAGGAGGGCUUCCCACUUUUCUUCUUGUUGAUCGUGGAGAUUGCUACUUCACUUUGAAGGCGUGGAAUGCACAGAAUGGUGGAGCAGCGGCUAUUCUUGUAGCUGAUGACAAGGCAGAAACAUUGAUCACUAUGGACACUCCUGAAGAAGGGAAAGCAAAUGAUGAUUAUGUGGACAAGAUUAGUAUUCCUUCUGCUCUUAUCAGCAAAUCCCUGGGGGAUAGUAUCAAGCAGGCUCUCUCUGAUGGGGAGAUGGUUAACAUAAAUCUGGAUUGGAGAGAGUCUCUUCCGCAUCCUGAUGAUAGAGUUGAGUACGAGCUAUGGACCAAUAGCAACGAUGAGUGUGGGCCAAAGUGUGACAGUCUAAUUAAUUUUCUGAAGGACUUUAAAGGGCUAGCUCAGCAGCUGGAGAAGAGAGGGUUCACUCAAUUUACCCCUCGCUAUAUAACUUGGUUUUGUCCUGAAGCAUUUCUCUUGAGCAAACAGUGCAAAUCUCAGUGCAUAAACAAUGGAAGGUACUGUGCUCCUGAUCCUGAGCAAGAUUUCAGUAGAGGGUAUGAUGGUAAAGAUGUUGUUGUUCAAAACUUACGCCAAGCUUGCUUCUAUAAAGUGGCAAAUGAAAGUGGAAAGCCUUGGCAAUGGUGGGACUAUGUUACCGACUUUUCAAUCCGUUGCCCCAUGAAAGAGAAUAAGUACACAGAAGAAUGUUCAGAUCAAGUUAUUAAAUCUCUUGGUGUUGACCUGAAGAAGAUUAAAGACUGCGUUGGAGAUCCCCACGCAGAUAUAGAAAAUCCUGUCCUAAAGGCUGAACAGGAUGCACAGAUUGGUAAAGGCUCUCGUGGUGAUGUUACUAUACUGCCUACUCUUGUUAUAAACAACAGACAGUAUAGAGGUAAGUUGUCAAGACCUGCUGUUCUCAAGGCAAUCUGUUCAGGCUUCCUAGAGACCACUGAACCAUCAAUUUGCUUAACUUCAGACCUCGAAACAAAUGAGUGUUUGGAAAACAAUGGUGGUUGUUGGCAGGACAAAUCUUCUAACAUUACUGCAUGCAGGGACACUUUCCGAGGAAGAGUAUGUGAAUGCCCAAUUGUUCAAAAUGUGAAAUUUGUUGGAGAUGGAUAUACCCACUGUGAAGCUUCAGGAUCCUUGAGUUGUCAAUUCAACAAUGGUGGUUGUUGGAAGGGAGUACAAGGUGGCAGGGCUUACUCGGCUUGUCUUGAUGACUAUAGAAAAGGUUGUACAUGUCCACCUGGGUUCAGAGGAGAUGGAGUUCAGUCAUGUGAAGAUAUUGAUGAGUGCAAAGAGAAAACAGCCUGUCAAUGCCCAGGUUGCAAAUGCAAAAACACCUGGGGAAGUUACGAGUGCAAAUGCAAAAGUGGUUUGUUCUACUCGCGAGAAAAUGACACGUGUUUCGGUGAAUAUUCUGCUUCAGUGCUGAAUAUCUGGGUGAUUAUCCUCGUAUUGGUUGUUGCUGUUGCGGGAGGAUAUGCAUUUUACAAGUACAGAAUCCAGAGAUAUAUGGAUUCGGAGAUACGUGCAAUUAUGGCUCAGUACAUGCCUUUGGAUAAUCAACCUGAGGUCUCUAAUCAAGUUCAUCACAAUAUCUAGAAUGAUCUCUACAGCUAAAUGGAGAUAAAUGAUAAUCAUCAGCAUGCUCAGUUUGCUGAUAAAAAAAAAAAAAAAAAAUCAGCAUGCUCAGUUUAUAUUAUCAUCCUCUUCCUCUCGUAGGGGGUUUUUAUUUUAUUUUUUCCUUUGUUAGUAUUAUUUAGCUUUAUAAAUUUUAACCCAAAGUGGUCGUGACAUUAUCUUCUACAUAUAUUUAUGAUCCUUUUCUCCUGUUUCGGCUUCUAGAAGUUGCACCUUAUUCUGUUCGUUACAUUAUACUUGGCAUGGAAAGGGUAGGUAUGAAUUAUGAUA